AUUUAUGGCCUUUUACAGAAUUUCUGUCAACCCUUAUGUUAUAUUUGAAGAAGUAUGGACCGCAUAUAAAAGUGUACAACGGACCAAUCAGCACGGCAGUAGUUUCGGCGGACGAAAAGUUCAUAGAGUUCUUUCUCAGCUCUCCAAAGCUCAUCGACAAGGCUGACGAGUACAGUUUUUUACACAACUGGCUUGGAUUGGGAUUGCUGACUAGUACAGGACUCAAAUGGAAGAAACGCAGGAAAAUGCUGACUCCAGCCUUCCAUUUUUCUAUUUUAGAGAGUUUCGUAGAUGUUUUUGAAACUGUUGGAGAUAUUUUUAUAAAAAAGCUUGAGGAAUAUGUUGGAAAAGCUAGCUUCGACAUUUACCCUUUGGUAUCACUAUGCACCCUCGAUAUAAUUUGUGAGGCCGCAAUGGGAGUCUCAAUAAACGCUCAAGAAAACUCCCACUCCGAGUACGUCCGCAGUGUGAAAGAAAUUUGCGCCAUCGUGAUCAGCAGAAUUUUCUCUCCCCUUGACCCCCGCUUGUAUCCCCUCACGUGGACCAGCAUCCGAGAAAAAAUAGCCGUCAAAAAGUUGCAUGCACACACCAAUUUCAUCAUCGAGAGGAGAAUGAAAGAGGUGGCUGUGAAUGGGAUUGAUGAUGGCAUCGAUGACGUUGGGAGAAAGAAGAAACUGGCGUUCCUGGACAUGCUGCUAAAGAGCUCCGUCGAUGGGCAAUCCCUGUCAAUGGCAGACAUUAGGGAGGAAGUUGAUACGUUUAUGUUUGAGGGUCACGAUACUACAUCAUCCGCUAUUUCUUUUGCGAUAUAUUGUUUGGCAGCACACCCAGAAGUGCAGAAAAAAGCUCUAGAAGAACAAAAACAUCUAUUCGGUAACCUGAAGGAAGUGAGACCCAAGGCUCAGGAUCUGAUUAAUAUGAAAUAUUUGGAAUUAGUGAUAAAAGAGGUUCUGAGGUUAUAUCCUUCAGUACCUUUCCUUGGCAGGAAAGUUCCAGAAGAUUUCGAAUGGGGGGGAACAAUUUAUCCGAAAGGAGUGAAUAUCCUGUUGCUUAUAUUUGCAAGUCAUCGGAGUCCCAACUAUUUUCCGGAGCCCUUGAAAUUUAUUCCAGAAAGAUUCGAAAACUAUGACGAGAAACGACCAUAUUUGUAUGUUCCCUUUAGCGCAGGACCAAGGAAUUGUAUUGGUCAAAAAUUUGCUAUGCUGGAAAUGAAGAGCACCAUCUCGAAAGUGCUGAGACAUUUUGAAAUUUUGCCAGCCACUCCAGAGCACAAGUUGAAGCUCGCUCCUGAGACCAUUUUAGUAUCGAAGAAUGGAGUGUGUAUAUCAUUAAGAAAAAGAUUCGAGUUGGAGUGAUUACAAAAAUGUAGAUGAAUGGUUUUAGUUGUAAUAAAUUACAAUAAAGCAGUGUAA
Leptinotarsa decemlineata (Colorado potato beetle) is the source of this 1412-nucleotide messenger RNA. RefSeq names its product cytochrome P450 CYP4BN11. NCBI's taxonomy places the organism in Eukaryota, Metazoa, Arthropoda, Insecta, Coleoptera, Chrysomelidae. The record is from RefSeq and is a predicted model, not a curated record. Gene Ontology annotation, molecular function: heme binding; oxidoreductase activity, acting on paired donors, with incorporation or reduction of molecular oxygen; iron ion binding.